AUGAAGAAGCACCUCACCAUUGUGAUCAAACUCGGUACAUCUUCCAUCGUACACGAGAAGACUCAUGAGCCGUUGUUGUCCACACUCUCCACAAUCGUAGAGACUGCCGUCAGCCUCCACCAUGAAGGGCACCGUAUUAUCAUCUGCUCGUCAGGAGCCAUCGGCAUGGCGCUCCGUCAGAUGGACAUGGACCGCAGACCCAAGCAUCUGCCACAGGUCCAAGCACUCGCUGCCAUCGGACAGUGCAAGCUGAUGAGCAUGUGGGAUCAAUUGUUUGCCCACAUGAGGCAACCUGUGGCCCAGAUCCUUCUAACCCGCAAUGACAUCGCAGACCGUACGCAGUACCUCAAUGCACAGAAUACGCUGCAUGAACUCCUUAGCAUGGGCGUUAUACCCAUCGUCAACGAGAACGAUACCUUGAGCGUACAGGAAAUCAAGUUCGGCGACAACGAUACGCUUUCAGCCAUCACUGCCGGCAUGGUACAAGCAGACUACCUCUUCCUGAUGACUGAUGUCGACUGCUUGUACGACAAGAACCCUCGGACGCAUCCUGAUGCGAAAGCCAUUGAGGUCGUUGAGGACAUUGCUGAGCUAGCUGCAGACGUUUCCAGUGCUGGCAGCUCGCUUGGUACAGGAGGCAUGGGCACCAAGAUCGUCGCAGCCCGGCUCGCCACUGCCGCAGGAGUCACUACAGUCAUCACCAGAAGCAGCAAACCUGGCAACAUCGCCGCCAUCGUUCGCUACGCGGAGGGGCUGCGAUCCGCUCAACGGAGCUUAGAGAGCAGCGGCGAGCUUCAACCGAAGGUACCGACUGAACCACAGCUGCUAAAGACUGCGAUAGUCAAUGGCACUUCCACGCCUCGCUUGGAAGAGCCAGGCUUGCCGCCGCUGCAUACUCGCUUCCUGCCGGACCCUCAUCCGAUCCGUGACCGCUACUUUUGGCUUCUGCACGGUCUUGCGCCGCACGGUACACUUUACAUUGACGCCGGCGCCCAUGCUGCGUUGAAUAAUAAGGCUGGUCUGCUUCCCGUCGGAGUCGUUGACGUGGAAGGCACAUUCGGUCAGCAAGAGUGCGUUCGCCUUUGCGUCCUGCCGUCACGCAACGCAGCCCUAAACGAAGGUGAAGAGGUUGGUAGAGCGCUGGUGAACUAUUCCGCCGCUGAGAUUAAGCGUAUCAGAGGUGCGAAAAGCAAUCAGAUUGCCGAGCUGCUGGGUUACGCAGACAGUGAAUAUGUAGCAUGGAGGGAGAGUGUUGCCUUGUUUAAGCGCGAGCUUAGCAGACCGGUGACGCCAAGUGGAGAGAAGAGGUUGAGCAUGGGGCGAUUGAGUAGUUACAUCGAUGGGUGA
This is a messenger RNA of Baudoinia panamericana UAMH 10762, 1347 nucleotides long. RefSeq lists its product as uncharacterized. Gene Ontology annotation, cellular component: cytoplasm; cytosol. The transcript has 2 exons. NCBI's taxonomy places the organism in Eukaryota, Fungi, Ascomycota, Dothideomycetes, Mycosphaerellales, Teratosphaeriaceae. The record is from RefSeq and is a predicted model, not a curated record. The coding region runs from base 1 to 1347 and encodes 448 amino acids. Gene Ontology annotation, molecular function: RNA binding; glutamate 5-kinase activity; ATP binding.